Molecule: messenger RNA, 2483 nt
Organism: Aethina tumida (small hive beetle)
Lineage: Eukaryota; Metazoa; Arthropoda; Insecta; Coleoptera; Nitidulidae
Product: neutral ceramidase
Exons: 14
Coding region: 323-2419 (698 amino acids)
Biological process (GO): ceramide catabolic process; long-chain fatty acid biosynthetic process; sphingosine biosynthetic process
Cellular component (GO): extracellular region
Molecular function (GO): N-acylsphingosine amidohydrolase activity
Source: RefSeq, a predicted model, not a curated record
UUAUGCGAAUUUUUCGUGAUUGAUAAACGUCGGGGCUAAAUGAAUUUUUUCCUCAAACCGUCAUUGAGGCACGGGAUGCAUUCUAAGCAUGUUCGGGCAAUCGUUUUUGCGGUGACAUAGGAAGUGAGUAACGAUAUCAAAGACGGACUGUUAAAACAAAACGUAUGGGAUCAUUGUUAUUCCGAAUGUUCCUUCGCCGACGACUGGAACAAUAGACUGGGCACUGUUGGGAGACAUUCGGACAGUUGUGUUUGAUUUAAUUUUUUGUUAACUCGUGCGUGAAACCGUUACUUUUGGUAUGGGUAAAUAAAACACCCCGAGGAUGUCGCGUGGGUGGAAGCAACUGGGGCUGUUCGCCGCCGUUUUGGUGGUCUGCAUCUCGAGGACCGAGGCCGAUUAUCAUAUCGGGGUGGGAAGAGCCGACUGUACAGGACCUUCGGCCGAAAUCACAUUUAUGGGAUACGCAAAAACGGGACAGAAAGGAUGCGGCAUACAUCUGAGGCAAUUCGCGAGAGCUUUCAUACUAGACGAUGGAGAGACUAGGGCCGCUUUCGUCACCGUCGACACGUGCAUGGGUGCCCACGGCCUCAGAAGAUCGGUUCUGGACAAGCUCAGGGAGAAGUACGGCGAAAUGUACACGGAGAACAACCUGAUUUUGAGUGGUACCCACACUCACGGAACUCCGGGUGGUUUUCUGAUGGAUCUGAUGUUCGACCUGCCCAAUUUGGGCUUCUCUCACGAAACAUUCAAUGCGCUGGUGGAGGGAAUUGUAAGAGCGGUCGUCAAUGCUCACGAGAAUAUGGUCCAGGGUAGGAUAUUCGUCACAUCCGGUGAAGUAUUGGAAGCCAACAUCAAUCGCAGUCCCGCCUCGUACUUGUACAAUCCCGAAGAGGAACGUGCCAAAUACGCCUACAAUGUGGACAAAACACUGGUUCAAGUACGGAUGGUUCGAUCGUCCGAUCAGAAAUUGAUCGGGGCCAUAAAUUGGUUCGCCGUCCAUCCUACGUCGAUGAACAACACGAACUGUCUGGUCACAUCCGACAACGUAGGAUACGCCUCGCUGUUGCUCGAACAAUCCGUCAACAAAGACUUGCCUGGAAAAGGCUCGUUCGUUGGGGCGUUUGCAUCCACCAAUCUGGGAGACGUGUCCCCUAAUUUGAAAGGACCCCAUUGCCUCGACACGGGUUUGCCUUGUGACAAUGUGACCAGUACUUGCGACGGUGACGCCAAGAAAUGCGUGUCCUUCGGACCAGGAAAGGAUAUGUUCGAAAGCACUGAAAUUAUUGCCAAGCGAUUGUUCGGAAAGGCUUCGGAACUUUUAAUUGACGCCAGUGCUGGAGAAAUUACAGGUCCAAUUCGUUACGUCCAUCAGUUCACUGAUAUGCCAAAUGAAAAAGCUGAGAUUGAAUUAGAAGAUGGAACAAUCAAGGAGGUACAAGGAUGUUAUCCGGCGAUGGGCUAUAGUUUCGCAGCUGGUACAACCGACGGACCUGGAGAGUUCGAUUUUACGCAGGCCACAACCUCACCGAAUCCAUUCUGGAACGCCAUUAGAGACUUUAUUUUCCCACCGACACCUGAGGACGUCGAAUGCCAAGCUCCUAAACCGAUUUUAAUAGCCACCGGGAGAAUUGAUAAGCCAUACCAGUGGCAACCGCAGAUUGUCGUCAAUCAAGUCGUGAUGAUUGGUAAUUUGGUUUUGGUGGCCGUUCCCGGUGAAUUCACCACCAUGUCUGGCAGACGAAUGAGGGACGCCGUAAAGGAAGAGGUUAUUAAAAACGGCGGUCAGAAAGACGUUACCGUUGUCAUCACCGGACUGAGUAAUGUCUACACUAAUUAUAUCGCCACGCCGGAAGAAUAUCAGCUGCAACGCUACGAAGGUGCCUCGACCAUUUUCGGACCUCACACUUUCACGAUCUACAAAAAGAUUUACAAAAAUCUAGUUUCAUCGUUACUGCAGAACAAAACGGUGGAACCCGGACCGACGCCUCCGGACUUCUCCAACAGAGUGUGGACUUUGAUUAAGCCCGUGGUUUUCGAUUCGGCCGGUUGGUUCGGCACUUUCGGCGACUGCAUCAAACAACCACCGGCGACGGCCAACAUUGGCGACGUUGUGUCCGUCAAAUUUACUGCCGGUCAUCCCAGGAACGAUGUCAUGCAAGAGAAAACUUUCCUGACUGUUGAGAAGUACGAGGGGGACAGCUGGAAAGUUGUUGCAACCGAUGCCAGUUGGGAAACGAGAUUCUACUGGACCAGAACCAACGUCCUGUUCGGAUUUAGCGAAGUGGAAGUCCAAUGGACCAUUAAAGAAAAUGUCGAACCAGGAACUUAUCGGAUACGACACUUUGGAAACUAUAAAUAUAUAUUCGGCGGAGUUUAUCCUUACGAAGGUCAAACUAAGAAAUUUACUGUGAAAGUGUGAUACAAGUCCACUUCUCUGUUAUUCUCUCUUGCCAUUAUUUUGUAAUAAAUUAUUUUUAUACGUC